AUGCCCGCCGAACAACUACAAUUCGUUGAAGGACGUCUUGCUAGUCUUGCCGCAGGAGGACUCAACACACCUACGGAAGAAGAACUCUUUAGAGAGUAUAUCGGCUUAGCGGAGACUCUUAGGGAGUCCAUUAGGUUAGGAGAUCAAGAUUCAAGCGUAGCAGAAGAAGUCGAGGCAAGCAACUCACCUACACCCUCAUCACCUCGCCAACCCAUCCCUCAACAGUGGUUCUUGCGAAGAGUAAGCAGUUCGCCUACUCUAAUCAGCAUCGAGAGAACUCAAUCAGAAGAAGAACUCUGGCAGAGGGUAGGAGGACCUGAAGCCGAGCUAAUAUUAGCUGCGGUUCAGCAAGACUUGAUUGCAGGAGUAGUAGAGAGGGCUCAAACAGAAGAAUUGGGCGGCGACCCGAACGACUUCGAUUUGAGCAGGGCUCCAUCAUUUUCACCAUUCGCAGAUGACGACGUGAGGAGAGCAAGAGCGGCUGCUCCUCCAUAUUCACCACCACCCCCCGUGUAUCUUCCACGCCCCCCCACGUACAAAGACCAUCGUCUUCGCCCAGAUUUCUUAGGACUUGCAGAAGGUCUUGAAGAAAACGCUCGGCAGCAAGAGAAAGAACCUCUUGAAUACGUGACAGCAAUAGGAGAGAUAGCAGAAGACCCAAUAGAAAUCAGCAGCGAGAGCAGUAAGGAGAUCGAAGAGAGCAGCCGCAACCCUCGAGACCUUUUCCCCCUUGGCUGCAAAGCAGGAGAACAACUCGUCAAGACACGCCAGGAGAACAGAGGUACUACCACCCCUAUUCUCGUACACGGCCCCCUACCCCUAUUACACCACAAGUCCAAGAGGACAUCGACAGGUUCUGUGCGGGACCAGAACAAACAAUUGAGUACAUACCACAGCCCUAUACGAGAGCUGAAGGGCAACAUCUGA
Messenger RNA from Fibroporia radiculosa, 927 nucleotides. RefSeq lists its product as uncharacterized. The coding region runs from base 1 to 927 and encodes 308 amino acids. The transcript is spliced from 3 exons. NCBI's taxonomy places the organism in Eukaryota, Fungi, Basidiomycota, Agaricomycetes, Polyporales, Fibroporiaceae. The record is from RefSeq and is a predicted model, not a curated record.